This is a messenger RNA of Funneliformis mosseae, 342 nucleotides long. NCBI's taxonomy places the organism in Eukaryota, Fungi, Glomeromycota, Glomeromycetes, Glomerales, Glomeraceae. The record is from the annotation of a GenBank genome assembly.
AUGACUAGCGUUGAACUUGUAACUAUCACAGAACAAGUAGUCAAAAAAUCAAUUUCAGUCUGUAAGUCAGUUACCUCUAGUAACAAAUUAUCUGCUAGAACAUUACCAGUAAAAUUGCCUAUAGCAAACAAACAAGUUUUGGCUUUUAAGAACACAGAGACAGAGUGUCAAAAAAUUCCUUAUAAUCAAAAAGUGAAUAAGAUUAAUAAGGUGUUUGAUAUUCAAAUUUCUAAACUCUCUCUAGAAGCAAUUCUAAUAGAAUCUAGUGAAGUUAUGGUACAGAAUAUAGUUGAUCUAUUUAGAGUAACAAUGAAGCUUAGACGUAAGAAGAUUUUAUGCUAG